UAAUAUAGGAUACACGCGUAAAGUGCGUACAGACUAAUUUAACAAAAUGAGUGAAUAAGUAAACUGAUGGAACGAUUAAUUUUGAGCUUUAUAUUGAACUCGUAUAAGCAGAGCUAUUCUAAUGCAUGAGUUGUUUGUGAGCUUCCUGAGCAAUGAAUUCAGUAUGUAUAGUAGCCAAUAUUAAGCAAUUAAAAAAAUGAAAGAUACAAAAACUAAGAAAAAAGUAAUCCUUUUGAGAACUUAUUUUAACGUUCAUUUUUUCACGUUGUGGUUUAAACUCGAUUUUUAAUUUUUGUUAUAAUAUUUGAACUUCCUUUAGAUUUUUACUUGACUAAGUGAUCAAAGUUUGUGUAAGAGAAAAAUAUUUCCUCCAUCUCAUUUUAAGUGUCUUUUAGAAUUUUAGCAUGUCCAUCAAGAAAAGAAUAAGUACAACAUAAGCAUGUAGUUUACUAAUUUAUUCUUAUUUACUUCUUGACUAUUAUAAGAUGGAGUUAAAAGCCUAUAUGAUCAUUCAAUUUUGGGUAAUUGGCCAUCAUAAUCACUCAACUUUGUUUUGUAUUCCAAAAUCACUCAACUUUGAGUAAGUGACAUCUAUAAUCACUCAACUUUGUUUUGUCUUCCAAAAGUCACUCAACUUUGAGUAAUUACCCAGAGUUGAGUGACUUUUCGAAGACAAAACAAAGUUGAGUGACUUUUGAAUGACAAAAUAAAGUUGAGUGAUCAUAUAAGCUUUUAACUCUAUUAGAUGCUGCUCUUCCCAUCCCAUUUUAACUGUCUCUUUAGCUUAAAAGAAUUGUUUCAAAUCAUUAUCACUCUAGGAAUUAGGACUAAUGUUAGACAAUUAUUUUCAAUUAUACCCUUAGUAUUAAAGUAGUUCUUUUUAAUAAUGCUCAAUAUUAAAAAAAAUAAAAAAUCUAAUAUAUAGGGAUACUAAAUAGUGAAUUGUACUUUUUAUUUAUUAUUUUUCUUAAUAAGCUUGAAAAGGGCUAAAACGACAGUUAAAAUGGGGCGACACGCGUAAUAUGUAAAGUGAGUUACUAAUCACUUUUGAUCUUCUUUAAUAGCAGGGGUAAGAUCGAAAAAAGUAAUUAAUAUCUGUCUCAAUUUCUAAAAUCUACAAUUAUUUUGGGAUAUUUGUUAUGGGGUAAAACGACACUUCAAAUGGGACGGCGAGAAUAACAUUCUCAACCUAUAUCUUAUUUGUUCUAAAACAACGUCUUCCUAUUCCAUCUUUUCUUAAAUCUCCUUUAAGGAAAGAAAUAGAAAAUCGAGAUUAUAUUUUUAUUUUAUUAUUUAGCUCUUAAACAUGAAUAGAAUUUGUAGAGAGCGAGUCCAAAGGGCUGCAAUCAAAAUCUGUUAAGCAAAGAAGCAUAUCAACUUUCACAUCUCAGAUCUCUCCACGUGGCACACUUCCAUAAAUACCAAUAUAUCUUGGACACUCAAAACUUCUCUAAAUGUGGCACAAGUCUAAUUAUUAAUCAAAGAAAAAACAAAACAUUUACAUACUUGUAUAUUCUUUUUGACCUUUCCUCUUUUCCCAUCACUAGUUCUAAUAGAAAAGCUCUUUCAUAGUUAGUUCCUCAUAACAUAUAUUGUGUCAAAUCUUGUAUUUUUGUGACUGGUGAAAUGCUUGAUUGGAUCAAAUUCCAAUACCAACUAAGAGAAUUUGAUCAACCUAUUUUCUUUCGUUAAGGUGGAGAACAAAUCAAGAAUUCUCGUUCUUCAUCGUCAAUCGAAAAGAAUUAAAUAAAUUUCAAGAAUAAACAAAUAAAAUAAGACAAAGCAUAUUAUUACUAGCUAGUAAGCGAGUUGUGAAGGAAAAUAAAUCAUUCACUCUAUAGUCUGAUAAAUAUUUUGCAGAACUGAUUAAUCGAACGAGAAUAAAGAUAAGAGUCCCGCUCUACUACUUAAGGUUCAAUGGAUCCCUUAUGUGAAUUAUGUGGAGUGGUGAGGGCAGUGGUGUAUUGUAAAUCAGAUUCAGCAAGGCUUUGCUUGCAAUGUGAUGGAUAUGUUCACUCAGCAAAUUCGUUAUCGCGAAGGCAUUUACGUUCUCUUAUUUGUGACAAAUGCACUUCACAGCCAGCAGUUGUGAGAUGCAUGGAUGAGGCAAUGUGCUUGUGUGAAGGCUGCGAUUGGAACGAAAAUGGAUGCAUCGUGGCAGGGCAUCGACUCCAGAAGUUGAAUCCUUACAGUGGAUGCCCGUCUCCCGAUGAGUUUACAAGGAUGUUAUCACUAGUUCUUGAAAUGCCUAUUAGUAAUGACAUGACUAAUUUUGGCAGCUUUGGUACUACUCCUUGUAGCUCAGUGAGUAUCAAUGAGAAUAAUAGCAGUUUGGAGAGUAAUAAAGGGAAUGAAGGUUCAUUGGUUGCUAGUAAGCUCAAUGAAUUAGCUUCUAAUUUUAAGCUUGAACCAUGGGCCAAUAUUCCUUCUGAUCCCAAUUACAUCACUUCCUACAACAGAGAUCCGGCACCCUUCUCCGAGGGAUCUGCCCUUUCUAAGCAAGAUUGUGCAAUUAAGGAUCUCGGAUUACAGGAAGGUGAUGAUCUCUCAAAAGGUGUUGAUUUUGACGACGUGACAUUGAAUUUCGACUGUGGUUAUGAGAUUUUGGGAAAUUCACAACAGAGUCAUCCAAGAUACUCUAAUGAAGACAAGGAAUUAGAUUGCCUAGUGAUGGAGAAAAAUUCAUCCGUCACGGGAUCUAAUCAUGUGGAAACUUCUCACGAGGCAACAUCUUCAAUGCAGCAAGAGUAUUUGGGAUUUCAGUCCUCACAAAUGGCUGCAGCUGCGAGUUCAACGAAUCUGUUGCAGACAAUAAGUGCCACUGCUAAUUGCAUGCUUAUGAAUCCCACUUGCAACGGAAGCAUUGGCUUACCGUUUCUACCUGCACCGAUUCAUCCAAGCAUGUCAUUAUCACUCUCCAACAUCACCGGAGAAAGUAGUGCAACAACUGACUAUCAAGAUUGUGGGUUGUCACCGGGGUUAUGGGAUAUCAAUAUUGAAAAUUGUCCACAGAAAAGGCAUGAAGCCAAGAUGAGAUAUAACGAGAAAAAGAAAACUAGAACGCCUUUAAUGAACACUCUGCACAACAAAGAGAGUUGUCAUGAUUUCCAAUGGCCUUAACCGGUAGUUUCAACUAGACUCUUGCUUUCUCAUAGGUAAUUAUAGCUGAUAGGAUAGAAUUGCAAAAAGACUUUGCCUUUCCUUUGCAUUAGAACUCAAAAACCUCAUACAAGUCACCCUAUAAUCUGGUGGUGCGUACAAAUUAUAUCCGUUGCAGAGGUGCCUCCAACGUCUUCCAUAUCCAUGCCAUCUAAUAAGCUUCAAAAUUAUUAGCACUUCGAUUUUUUGCUUUCACUUAAUUGAUGCUUUCUAUUGAACUCGAUUUUUAUAGCUAGAUUAUGGUCUAGAGCUAUAUUCAUCUCAUUUGAAUUGCUUUAGCAAUUAUUUAAAUAAGGUAUAAAGAACUACGCAGAGGUUUGUGACAAAAAUCGUCACCUGAAGUUUUCUUACUCUUAUUAUGUGAAUGGAUCAUACAUACAGUUUGAUACUUGUGGCACUUAGUGUGCUUUCUUGGCUUCCCAUAUGCUUGGAUGCUUG
Lycium ferocissimum is the source of this 3597-nucleotide messenger RNA. RefSeq names its product zinc finger protein CONSTANS-LIKE 12-like. NCBI's taxonomy places the organism in Eukaryota, Viridiplantae, Streptophyta, Magnoliopsida, Solanales, Solanaceae. The coding region runs from base 1918 to 3120 and encodes 400 amino acids. The transcript has 5 exons. Gene Ontology annotation, molecular function: zinc ion binding; protein binding. The record is from RefSeq and is a predicted model, not a curated record.